AUUGGCGGGCUUCGGCCAACGCAGCCGAGCGGGCCGCGGGAUGGAGUCGCCUGAAGGAAGCGGGUCCGGAGGGGACUUCACCGUGCCCAGCUCGCCACGGGGCUCCCCGGCCGUGCCCGGGCCCACGCGCCUCCGAGCCUUCCUCUGGUGCCGGGAGUUCCUGGCCGGCGCUUGGCGCUCCCUGGCGGCGCCCGAAGACCUCGGCAUCGUCCCCGUCAGUGGGGGGCUGAGCAACCUCCUCUACAAGUGCACCCUCCCAGAUCACAUUGUGACUGCAGAAGAUGAGCCACGCCAAGUUCUGCUGCGCAUCUAUGGAGUCAUCCUUCAGGGGGUCGACUCGCUGGUUCUCGAGAGCGUCAUGUUUGCCAUCCUGGCCGAGCGGAUGCUGGGGCCGCGCCUCUACGGCAUCUUCCCCCAGGGGCGCCUGGAGGAAUACAUCCCGAGCCGCCGCCUGAUCACUGAGGACUUGUCCGACCCCAGCAUCUCGGGGGAGAUCGCCACGAAGAUGGCUCACUUUCACGAGAUGGUGAUGCCCUUCAAUAAGGAGCCCAAGUGGAUGUUCGGGACAAUGGAGAGCUACUUGAAGCAGAUCUCCGAGCUGACCUUCCCCCAGGAAGCCCAGCUGCAGAAGCUCAGUAAGCUCAAGGCGUACAACUUGGAAGCGGAAAUGCGCAGCCUCAGGGAGCUCCUGGAGUCUACUCCAUCCCCCGUGGUCUUCUGUCACAAUGACGUGCAAGAAGGGAACAUCCUGCUCCUGGCUGGGCGCGAGGCCACCGCCUCCUCCGACCGCCUCAUGCUGAUCGACUUUGAGUACAGCAGCUACAACUACCGGGGCUUCGACAUCGCCAAUCACUUCUGCGAAUGGGUGUACAACUACGCCCACGACCAGUGGCCUUUCUACAAAGCCAGCCCAGAAAACUACCCCAGCCGCCACCAACAGCUGCAUUUUAUCCGCUGCUACCUGGAGGAGGCGGCCGGGAGGAAAGCCCGCCCAUCCCCGGAAGAGCAGGAGCGCCUCGAGGAGGAGAUGCUUCUAGAGAUCAGCCGAUUUGCGAUGGCCUCCCACUUCUUCUGGGGCUUGUGGUCCAUCUUGCAGGCCAAGAUCUCCACCAUCGAGUUUGGCUACCUGGAAUAUGCCCAGUGCCGCUUUGAAGCCUACUUCCAGCAGAAAUCUCUGUGCGAGUGACCCUCGCCCGUCCUGCCUCCGUGCCCAGGCUGGCACCAUCGCGGGACCUGGACUCGAACUCCUGAACCUCAAGAGGCACCGUUGCCAGUGGACCAAAGCUCUCUCCCCGGACACAGAAGAAGGAGGGUUGGCUGGCCAGCUCUCGUUCCGCAGCAGCAAAAACUCUUGGGCUUCUGGCUGGGCUGGUUCGUAGCCGGGCAAGGGGGCCACAGAGCCCCCGUGGGGUUGGCAGCACGCCUGGAGGAUGCCAGGCAGCUAAAUGUUGCAGGCAUGGCUUCUGGCAGGCGAGGCUGGUGGUCCCUCCAUGAUGGAAGUCCCUUGGGCACGGGGAAGGUGGGAAGAGGAGACAGGGAGGGGCUGUGUGAGCUCCCCCCCCCAGGCCCUCGCCUGCUUGCAUUCUGCCUUCUGUUGCCCUCAGUCCUCCGUGGCCUUCUGCUGCCUCCACCGCUGUGCCUUCCCUUGGCCAUGCACAGCCCCCUCCCCCCGAGAUUUCUCUCCUGCCCCAGAUCUGUGCACAAGCUCAGCUCUCUCCUUCCCUGCUCAGCCCGCCCCUCCCAGAUCUUAUACUAUCCUCCCUGUCCUCGCGGAUCCUCCUGGUCUGCCUGAGUGCUAGCCACAGGUGGCAUGUUUUGGGGGCGCUGCCUUUGGGGACCGAGACUGCACAGUGGAAGGCCAAGGACUAGUGACCCCCCCCCACACACACACACUCCGGUGAGCCUUGGGGCAGAGGUAGAGGGUCUCUAGGCCUUACUUUCUCGCUUGCUGCUGCAGGGAACCCCAGCUCUGGCCGCCAUCUCCCAUAACUGUGCGGUUUCCCAAGGAGACGCUGUGCCCAGGACUGGGGAGGCAGUGGGAGGGCUUCGGAGGCAGGACCAGAGGGCAAAGGCCGUCCCAGAGGACGCUCCUCUGCUGGGGGGGGCAGGGUUUGCUCUGGAGGUCUUCCCUCCCCAGCCCACUUCAUAGGAGCCUCUCCGGAACGACGGGCUGGUGAGACCAGGACUUGCGGGGUGGCUCCUGCCCCUUGCCCAGGGGGUGAGCCUUGGACCUGCUGGAGGGCCAGAUUUUGCAGGGGAGGGGGCUUUCCGCAUUGUUUCUUCCUUUCCCCGGGAAUGGCUUCGCUUGCUGGGGGCGGUGGGAGAUAAAUGACACCUUUUGGUCUUUGUUAACUUUGUUGUAGCUGCAUUUCUGUGAAUGUCCAGCAGAGGGAGCCAGGCACGCGGUGGGCUCUCUGGCCCAAGCUAGCUUUCAAUAGGCUGCCUGCCUGCCUGUUCUCUCUCUCUGUUCUCAGAGCCGCUCUUUUCUGGCAUCGCUCAUGAUAACCAUGGAAUGUAAUCUCUGCAAUUGCCAAUAAAAGCCUGGCACUCCAUCCACAAGGACCCCCCCCCUCUCUGUGUGUG
This is a messenger RNA of Zootoca vivipara (common lizard), 2583 nucleotides long. RefSeq names its product choline kinase beta (gene CHKB). Gene Ontology annotation, biological process: phosphatidylethanolamine biosynthetic process; CDP-choline pathway. Gene Ontology annotation, molecular function: choline kinase activity; ethanolamine kinase activity. The record is from RefSeq and is a predicted model, not a curated record. Gene Ontology annotation, cellular component: cytoplasm. Lineage: Eukaryota; Metazoa; Chordata; Lepidosauria; Squamata; Lacertidae.